CCUAACAUGAGAGCCUGGAGGAAAGUGGGACUAUCACGUCUGUCUUGCAGGUUUCACCUCCCCAGAGCUCAGCCACUUAGUGCUGUUGCAGUUUUCCUACCACCUCUGCCAGCCAAUCCUGUCUGGUUGGGAAUCUGACCUCCCUAUUGGCUAUGGCAGACCUUUAAACUGCCUGCUUUGUGACAUCAUUCUGCCACCAAACCUACCACCACCUGGUAGAAUCUUGGGGUUUGCUGGGAGUGGCCUGUACAUUUGUAUCAUCGCAAGUGGCCAGUGACCAGUGACCGGUGACCAGUGGCCUUCAUACUGGACACAUGCACUCGUUGGCUGGAGCCACCCACACAUCCGCUAGUAUCGUCUCUUCAUCCUUUGUAUCUGCAGUUGAUGUUUCUUCUUCUCUGACCAUGUCAGAAGAUUUCCAAAAUACGUCUUUACCUGGAACUGCAAACUCUCUGCAGCUCUCUCUUCCUGUGGUGAGCAAUGUGGCUUCCUUAACAGGAAGCAUCUCCAACUUCUCCAGAGCCUCUGCUCCAGCCAUCAGCUCAGCAUGGCUACAGCCAUCAGCCUCUGGCACCUCCUUCCAGCCAAUCAUGGGCAGUGCCUACCUUUAUCAACAUUCUAGCACAACUAUGUUGUCUGGGGUUACUGGCAUGUUGUCUGGGGUUACUGGCCAGAGCCAUAUCUCUACUUCAGCUGCCUCUUAUCCAGGCAUUUUUGAGUGGGAUAGUACAGCAAGCACAGCAAAGAAGUCAUCCUCACUCAGGGACUUCACUGUGACUGUCAUUGACCAGAAUACAGCUGUCUCUUCCAUGUCUAUGACAGCCCAGUAUGAUAAAACUUCAGAUACCAAUACUGUGGUCCCUCUGUAUCCAUCACUAUCUGCCAGCCUUGUUCAGGGCACACUAACUCAAAUUCCAAAUCAGCAGGGCCAUAGCCUGUCACUUCCCUACCAGAUAGGAAGUCAGGUCUAUUACUAUAAUCAAGGCACACUGGGACCUCAACUAUCCUGCCUGCAAUCCUAUGGCUCUGUGUCAUACACAGGAUAUAGGGCUUCUGCCCAUCAACCAGAAAUGGUGAUGGUGCUAAAGGAGGUUCAGCCCACAAAUGUCCUACCACCAGUCUCUACUUCUGGGAUGUAUUACUCUGUGUCUACUCAACCCAUCACAGAAACCAGUGUUCAAGUGAUGGAAACUUCCCUGGGGAUGGAUACUUCCCUGGGAUUGCAAUCUCCAAGCCAGACAUUUUGUCUGCCACAAACUCAAGAAUUCUCCAAGUCCUUCAGUAGCAGAAAUACCCAGAUACUUGAGAGUAACCCAUCACCUGAGCUUGGGGACAUUUCAAUGAUAACUCCAGUCCAGAGUCCUACUAAUCUCUUGACACUGUCUCCAGUUCCAAGCCAGGAAAAAAAUGAGAAUGAGAAUUUGGAUGAGAUUAAAACCAACCUUUCAAAGCCUCUAGAUGUCUACCAGAUCCUAAUAGGAAAUCAAGAUCCUCCACUACUUCCUUUAGAAAUCCCUGAUAUUCACCCACUUCUGGCCUGCAUUGAUCCUCUUGGCCAAGAGGAGCAGCCUGGUUCUGAAAAUGCCGAUCUAAGAAAUAACAGCCUGAGUCUUGAAGACCAAGGGAUAUUUGAAAAUGAGAUUGAGUCUAGCAGUGAUUUGGCAGACAUCACUACAUUGGUGGAGGAUACUCACCUCCCCCCAAUCUUCAGUUCCUUACAGGAUCUUGACCUACCCAAAAGUCCCUCAGCAAAGACAGCCAAAGAUACCAGUGCCAUCAAGGUAAAUCAGGUGCAGGAAAAGUCAUGUGUCAUAAAGGGUCACUCUGAUCAAGACAGGAAGAACAAGCAUAAAGCUUCCGAGCCUAUCCAGGGUGCUCCGAAGGCCAAAAUCCAGCCAAAGAACCCAGAGUGCCUAUUAGAGGGAGAAGUGGUUGUUUGCAGUGCUACAGUCAGUGACAGUGCUUCUGUGAACAAGGCCAAGCAUUCUAGCAACAAACCUCACAAAGCUGCAUCCAGCAGGAUCAGCAAAGCGAAGAGCCAUGGGCAGGAAAAGACCAAAGGGAACAGAAAAAACAGCUCCAAGAAAUCUGAAGAGAGUAAGCAGUCAGGGAACAACAUCAAGGUAGAAGAGAAGCAAACCAUUCCCAAUAUGAAGCGGAAGAAAAAUCAACCUGAGCUUAGCCAAGAGACCUUUAAAAAGCCCCGAAGCUCCCUGGGCAUGCACAUGCUGGAGUCCGUGCAAGUUUUCCAUGCACUCGGGAAAAAGAUCGAUAAGAAAACUGGAUUCUCUUCCUCCAGGACCCUGGGAAGCUCAAGCAACACCCAAAACCACCAGCCAUUCCCAGCUCUCAAACCAUGGCUGGAUACCCAACGUGAGGGUAAAGGCCCGGAGAAAAUUCAAGUCAAGGCCCAGAAACUAGAUGAUAGUGCUGAAAAAGAGUGUCCAUCUCCAUCCCACUCUGAGUUGCCACCACCUGGGAAGGUCAAGUUGAUACCUUUGCCCUUUCUGGCCCUGGACAAACCUCAAGCUCGACCUGUUUCUCGGCGGCCAAACCCUCCAGCCUCACGUAAGCCUGCUGUGGCUUACCCUGCUCAACCUGAUUCUACUAACUCAGCUCAAUCGACUGCAGUCAAUCCAUCCCGACCAGCUCCUAGCAACACAUCUUUGCCAGGUCCUGCCACACCAGCUCCGCCAAUUUCGACCAAAGCAACCCAACCUGGUUCAGCCAACCCUACCCAGCCUACUGUCCCUCAAUCUGCAGUUUCUAGGCCAUCACUCUACAAAACAUCAUCUUGUACUUCUCUGCAUCGGGAGCCUGUUUCCACUGCUGUGACCAAUCUCCAGUCACUGCCCAAGCCUCAAAAUCAAUUUCUAAUCCAAGACUUCAGCUUCCAACCCCGUCCAUGGAGGAAACCCACUGUUCCUGAGCCAGUGAUGUCAACGCCUAUCACAGAAGAGCAGAGGCCAGAGCGUGAGGCCAUGAAGAGAAAGGCUCAACAAGAGCGUGAGAAUGCGGCCAAAUACACCUCUCUGGGGAAGGUGCAGUUUUUCAUUGAAAGGGAAAGAGAGAUGGAAAUUGCUGAAUACUAUGGCUACACAAUCUAAGAGCUGAGAUUGUUGGUUUUACUUUGGAUACCGCUGGUUUUCCACAUAUAUAGAUAGAUACUAAUUUAUUUAUUCUGAUAUAUUUUUAAAACAUAAUAAAGAAAUGUAAUAGAAUUGAUUAAUAGAUAAGUAAUAAAGAGGCCUUUUCAGUUUUGA
Macaca mulatta (Rhesus monkey) is the source of this 3263-nucleotide messenger RNA. RefSeq names its product chromosome 13 C2orf78 homolog (gene C13H2orf78). The record is from RefSeq and is a predicted model, not a curated record. NCBI's taxonomy places the organism in Eukaryota, Metazoa, Chordata, Mammalia, Primates, Cercopithecidae.